This is a messenger RNA of Symbiodinium sp. CCMP2456, 1038 nucleotides long. The record is from the annotation of a GenBank genome assembly. Lineage: Eukaryota; Dinophyceae; Suessiales; Symbiodiniaceae.
AUGUCAGGCCUUUGUAGCUUUCUCUGGGUGUUUGUAUCGGUUGGGUGGGGAGCUCAUGUGCGCCGGGAGGGCUCGGCCCAAUGCAAGCCACUCUGCGAGCCUCAUUGCCCGCAAUCCUCACGAACUGGAAAGCCUUGCUUGCCUGUGGCUGCUUCUUGGCCUUACAAGACACAGAGGACAUGGUCUACGGACCUAGGUGAGCGGAUCGUACGAUCUGCCACCCCCUCGCCGAAAGCCAACGAGGAUGCCUGUGGGGGCUUCAAGCUCUUCGGGGACUCGGCGUGGUGUCUGGCUGCCUUUGCCGAUGCCCCACCUGGCCUUCAAGGCCUCUCCUUUGGCAUCGAGGAGAGGGACCUGUGGAGCGAAACCAUGAGCAAUUUCUUCCACAUGCCCACGAAGCUCUACGAUUGCUUUCAGGAUCCCAAGAAGUCACCACCACUCUCCAUGACUGCGCCGAAUGCUGCCGGCCCUUGUCGUGGGAAACAGUCCCAUUGCUACGAGACUCCGUAUCAAGCCUUCCGCACCUGCCUGGGGCCGGACAGCGGCGUGCUGGAGGGGCGGAACUACACCACCCUUGCUGAGUUGCUGCAAGGGCGGGCUCCUCUUUCAACGCACGUGAAGAUGGACGUGGAAGGCUCUGAGUGGUCGGUGCUGGAGGCUCUGCUUGAAAAUGCGCCCGACCUUGCGAAGAUUCGGAGCCUCGACAUGGAGGUCCACUUCGGCUUCGCUGCGGCUUCGGAGGCUCAACGGCGCCAGAAGAACCCGGAAGAGGCCUUGCGGCGAGAGGUUGACAUCUUCGAGAAGCUGGCCUCCAGAUUCCUCGCGGUGGGCAGCAACGUCGAGACCAACGCGCAAGGCUGGGAUCCAGUGUCGUCGUGCUCCAGGGCGCUUUGCGAGGAGCCUCUUGUGCACACCCGCGGCGGCUUUCCGGUGAAUCAGUUUGCCGUGAGCUUCGUGAAUCCCGCGCUAGUGCAAACCUGGCGGAAAGCAAAGCUGGCGCUGGAAGUGGGGGCCCACGGGGUUGAAGGCGCGAUGUGA